This is a messenger RNA of Larimichthys crocea (large yellow croaker), 5004 nucleotides long. RefSeq names its product aminoadipate-semialdehyde synthase (gene aass). The transcript is spliced from 24 exons. Gene Ontology annotation, cellular component: cytoplasm. The coding region runs from base 1368 to 4190 and encodes 940 amino acids. Gene Ontology annotation, molecular function: saccharopine dehydrogenase activity. The record is from RefSeq and is a predicted model, not a curated record. NCBI's taxonomy places the organism in Eukaryota, Metazoa, Chordata, Actinopteri, Sciaenidae.
CGUGAGUUGUGCCCAGCUCACCUCUGCGUGACUCUCCGGUGUCUGUCGGUGAAGCCUCGACCCUUUUCCUCGUCAGCAGCCGGCGUGGUGAACAGAAAGCGGUCAAAAAGGUGAGUUCAGCCCGGCCGCUGCUCCCCGUGCAGCCGAUCCCGGGUCAGUGUUUGACAUGAAUCAUGUAUGAUCUGUGAAGUGUUGACUGCCUGCCGGAACUGGUCCAUGUGGCUGCAGACAGGACGAGCUCAAAUCAUCAUUGACAUUGCUGCACAGUUAUUGAUACUCGAUAUGUUUCAUAUCAAUCCUGCAGAAUUUCCAUCAGCACAUGUAACAAAUAUGAACUUUAGACACGUCUCUUUCGUAACUGGGAGAUUUGUUGGCGUGUUUUCACUACAGUGAUUUCAGGUUUACUGUACCACCUGUGGUUCCCAACCUGAGGUUCGACACCCCUCAAGGGCUCGGAAGAUGUACCCGAGAGGUCACAAGAGACUUAAAGGAAAUAUUGCCAAACUUUGGCAAUUUACUAAUUUGCCUCAUUGCUUUACCACUCUCAUGUUUGUACAGUUUAUAUGUAGCCUCAGGAAGCAAACUCUUAGUUUAACUUAGCUUAGGAAACUGGGGAGACAGGUUGGUGUGGUAUGAGUGUGUCGUAGCUUCGCUGCAGCUCUGUCUCUCUGAGUUUUUCUGACAUGAACACCUGUCUCAGCAGCUCUCUCCCAGCAGCAAACUGAACCUCAACCUGGACCUUAUUUUUCCAUGUCUUUGAGUCUACAGGAUUAAUGGGGUUUCUGAAAUCGGUCCAGUAUCGAGCGAGAGUGCUGCAGCCACUUACAGUCCAUUAAAAGUGUUUUUGCCAUUGCAGGCUAGCAACAUUAUAGAAUCAUACAGACGGGCAAGAGGUAAAUCCUUUUUGUUUAACCUGAAUCAGUUGUUACAGCUCUGUUAAACGCCGCCAGACAAAAACAGCAACAUCACCCACCUACAGAGCUGCCGGUCUGUCACUGCCUCAAACAGUUAGUUUGUUUGUGCCACCUUACUGCUGGUUGCACCACUCUUGCACAACCAAUUUCAAAUACGGUUGCUUCCAUUAGUAACAAAACCCUGACAGAAAUACAGAAGUUUACAUUUAACUUGACUUGAUAAAUACUCUGACUGUACUGCCAUCCUGUUCUGUUAGAAGGUCAAACAUAUGAAAACACUCACAUAUCCUUGUGAUUUGUUUUGUAAUCUGAGUAACCUUUGUUUUAUUACGUGGAAACAGUAAACAGCAGUUUGUUUGACUUCCUGGCUGACUCCCAGGCCAACAUCUUUUGAUAAAUGUGUGGUUGUCAGCAGUCUGUGGCUCUUUUUGUCCUGAGCAGGGAGUUGAAGUCAUGUUCAGACUCCUCAGUCACCAAGGUAAGAGGACACGGAGCUGCCUCACAGGCCAGCGGCGCUAUGAGCACCACAGAGCCGUCAUGGCCAUCCGCCGCGAGGAUAUUAACCCCUGGGAGAGGAGGGCGCCACUGGCCCCGCGCCACAUCAAAGAGCUCACCAACGCCGGCGUCAAAGUCCUGGUGCAACCAUCCAACCGCAGAGCCAUCCACGAGAAGUACUACAUGAGGGCAGGGGCCGUCAUUCAGGAGGACAUUUCGGAGGCGUCUCUGAUAAUCGGGGUGAAGAGGCCGCCGGAGGAGAAGGUGAUUCCCAGGAAGACAUAUGCUUUUUUCUCCCACACCAUCAAGGCUCAGGAGGCCAACAUGGGGCUACUGGAGGACCUGCUGACAAAGGAGGUUCGUCUGAUCGACUACGAGAAGAUGGUCGACGCUAACGGCUACCGGAUCGUAGCGUUUGGUCAGUGGGCCGGUGUUGCAGGAAUGAUUAACAUUUUGCAUGGAUUAGGGCUGCGUUUCCUGGCUCUCGGGCAUCACACUCCCUUCAUGCACAUCGGCAUGGCUCAUAACUACAGGAAUGUCAGCCAGGCCAUCCAGGCAGUGAGGGAUUGUGGGUAUGAGAUCUCCAUGGGACUCAUGCCCAAAUCAAUCGGCCCUGUGACGUUUUGUUUUACCGGGACCGGCAACGUCUCCAAGGGAGCCCAAGACAUCCUGAACGAGCUUCCUGUGGAAUACGUUGAACCGCAUGAGUUGAAGGACGUCUCUGAAACACAAGAUAUGACCAGAGUGUACGCCACUGUUCUGAGCCGACAUCACCACCUGAUGAGGAAGAGCGACGGCAUUUAUGACCCCAUGGAGUACGAGAACCACCCAGAACUGUACACCUCGCACUUCAGAACCAGUGUGGCCCCUUACACAACCUGUCUGAUCAAUGGUAUUUACUGGGACCCGCACACCCCCCGUCUCCUCAGACGAGCCGACGCCCAGAUGCUGAUGAAACCGCCCAAAGUGGCUCGUGCAGCCACUGAGGGAUCACCAGUGCUGCCUCACAAAUUGCUCGCCAUCUGUGACAUAUCCGCUGACACCGGAGGUUCUAUAGGGUUCAUGAAUGAGUGCACCACCAUUGAUAAGCCUUUCUGUAUGUAUGACGCCGACCAGCAUAUAGAUCACGACAGGCUGCCGCGGUCAGACGUUCAAGAUUUCAGUGUCGAGGGAAACGGGAUCCUCAUGUGCUCCAUUGACAACCUUCCCGCGCAGCUCCCCAUUGAAGCCACUGAGUAUUUUGGAGACCGACUCUUCCCCUACAUCUGGGAGAUGCUGCCUUCAGACGCUACAAAACCGCUGGAUGAAGAAGAAUUCAGCCCACAAGUCAGAGACGCUGUCAUCACCUCAAACGGAGUCCUCACCCCAAAGUUUGAAUACAUUGAAAAACUUCGAGAAAGAAGGGAGAAGGCUCAGAUCAUGAAGAAGACGGGCAUGAAGCGCAUUCUGCUGCUGGGUUCAGGAUAUGUCUCCGGACCAGUAGUUGAAUAUUUGACUCGUGAUGAGAAGACUCAGGUCACUGUGGCAUCGGUGCUGCUGAAACAAGCAGAGGAACUGGCAGCCAAAUAUCCCAACACCAUCCCUGUCACGUUGGACGCUGGCAGCCAGGAAGGACACCUCGACUCUCUGAUCAAAGAUCAUGACUUAGUCAUCAGCAUGCUGCCAUAUUCCUUUCACCCACUCAUUGCCAAACACUGCAUCAAGAGGAAGGUAAACAUGGUGACAGCCAGCUACCUGAGUCCUGCCAUGAAGGAGCUGCAGAGCAGUGCGGAGGAGGCGGGGAUUACCAUAGUGAAUGAGAUGGGACUGGACCCGGGUAUCGACCACAUGCUGGCCAUGGAGUGUAUUGACCAGGCCAAAGCUGACGGCUGCACUGUGGAGUCCUACAGCUCGUUCUGCGGAGGACUCCCUGCUCCUGAAUGUUCAGACAAUCCUCUUCGCUACAAGUUCAGCUGGAGUCCGUACGGCGUCCUCCUCAACACCAUCAGCCCUGCCAUCUUCCUCAAAGACAACCAGUUGGUGAGCAUCCCGGCUGGCGGGGCUCUAAUGGAGUCCACCAUGCCCAUGGAUUUCCUUCCUGGUUUUAACCUGGAGGGAUUUCCAAACCGCGACAGCACCAAGUACUCCGAGCCUUACGGCAUCCAGGGAGCACACACACUGGUCAGAGGAACACUGCGCUUCAAGGGCUUCUCGAAGGCCAUGAGUGGGUUCGUCAAACUGGGUCUGAUCAACACCGAGCCCUGUCCCAUCCUGAACCACACUUCAUCUCCUGUUUCCUGGAAAGAGCUCCUCUGUAGGCAGAUGGGAUUGUCCUCUUCUACUUCCCAGGAUGCUUUUGAAGAAGCCGUGUACGAACGUAUCGGAAAGGACGACUUUGAGAUGAACAACCUGAGAUGGUUUGGAAUGUUGAGCGACGAGUCGGUGCCUCACGCCGACAGCGUGCUGGCUUCUCUGGCAAAACAUCUGGAAGCAAAACUCUCUUUUGAUAAGGGCGAACGGGACAUGAUCAUCCUGAGGAAUGACGUGGGCCUUCGCCACCCAACUGGCGAGCUGGAGACCAAACACAUUAGCCUGGUGGUGUGCGGUGACCCAAAUGGCUUCUCUGCCAUGGCCAAGACUGUAGGAUACCCAGCAGCCAUUGCUGCUCGCAUGGUCCUUGAUGGUGAAAUCACCACGAAGGGUCUGGUGGUUCCAAUGACAAAAGAGGUCUAUGGGCCAGCACUGACCCGACUGAAAGAGGAGGGGCUUUACUUCAUUUCCAAGAGCACCCUGCAUGAGUAGAGCAACUCAUAUUAGACGUAUCAAAUCCAUUUGCUAUCAACUGCCUUUUAACAACUUAAACCUCUUCUGACAGACUCACUCACCUGUGUGCUGACAAUCAGCGUUUCAUAUUAUAUUGUUUAUUCAUUUACCCAGACCGAUUAAAUACAUAUUUGUUAUGUAAUUAUUCCUUCAAAUAUGAAAGUUUAAAGGGUUAAAAAAUGUAAAAACAUUUUUUGAAAGCCAAAAAGAAUGUUUUAAUCCCCCCAAAGUUAUUUUUGUUCUACUGCAAUGAAACUUUACGACUAUUUGCUUUAUAGUGAUGCUUUAAAACUAAGUUUUAAAACCAAGUUUGAGGAAAAAGUUGAAAAGGCAGCUGGUGUUGUUCAGUAAUUUGCACUUCAAUAUUAUCACCCUGAGUUAGGCUAAAUUCGUCUGUGACAAACUGAUUUAGUCUCAUUGGUCUUGACUGUUUCAGAGAAAUGUUCUUCUGUGAAGACUGAUCAAACACUGCUUUAGACAUUAUAAAUUUAGAGCAUUAAAAGCAAACAUCAUUAAUCAGGAGAAACUACUGAGUUAGAUGUUUUUUUUAACCCCUCAUGCGAUAAUAAAACUGCAAUGUUUUUUAUUGUUAUUAUUUAUUUGUUUUGUAAAAUGUCAGUCAGUUAGCUAACUAAACCUACUAAACCUUUGAACUUUAAUCACUUCAAACAGAAUCUGAUUUCUGGAUUAAUUCAAACCCAACAAACCCAGCUCAAGACUUCACUGUUCUUCACACUGUGAAGAAAGACCGUGCACACUUCAGUAUUUCUUCAAACGCGUAAUACAAAAAACA